AUCUUGAGGUUAGGAGACACGGGGUCAGAGGUGACUGUAUUACAACAUGCCCACUGUCUUUGAGGGAAGCCAGUGUAGCAAAAUGGUGGACAUAGGGAUGGCAGAGUACUCUCGACUGCAGACACACUCCCAGGAAGGACUGAACAUAAGGGGCCCUGACUCUGCUUGGGACCCCAGGGGAAUCUUCCUAUAUCAGGUGAUGCUUGUGGUGGGUGGGGACAAUGCAGUUGCAUUUUGUGGUCUGUGAGGUCAGUUAAUCCGAGCAGAAGUGCGGGGGUGCUUGAGGUGCUGUUUUCCCUAGUUUAUUCUCUACUUUUGUGUGGCUGCAAUGACAGUAGCUGACCGAAGAACCCAGGGAUGCAAAGAUUACGCCUCAUUGUUUCAGGGGUCCCAUUUCAUGGUGGUGGAAGCUGUUUACAUCAUAGCUACCCAGGCAGUAGCAAGGCAGGAGGUAGGCAGGAGUAGCACUGGUAAAGCCAUCUCCAUUUCCUCUAAUGGUCCUAUCUCCCAGAGUUUCCAGAAGCUCCCCAAAACAGCAUCUCUAGCUUGAAAUCAGACAUUCCUAACCUGAGCCUGUGAGGGACAUUUCAGAUUCCAACAGAACCGAAUUAGAGUUUGCUGAUCGUGGGUAAGGGCUCUGGAAAAGACCGUCUAACUGCCAGCUCCUGGCCUUCCCGCCUAGAGCUCAGAACUUCCUGUUUGCCCAGGCGUAACACUGCCUGCCUGGUUUGUCUGCCCAGAAGAUGCUGUAGACAGGGCCCUUUCUCCUUAAGAACAGGCUAGUCCCCUGCUCUGUGGAGACUUGGUCAGCAACUGGGCUUCAGCAAGGCAGGGCAGGGUGGCGGGUUGCUGCCCUCUGGUGGUCUGGCUUUGGCCAAGGCCUGGCCUUUCUUGUAGCUCUCUUAGUGAAAGGACAUUAGACCUUCACCCUUCUGCGUAAAUCAGGCCCAGAGUGACAUGCUCAUUUGUUCUGCUGGAAAGAAUCAAAGAGGAAUCCUCCCUCUCUUGUGUGCGGGCUCAUCUCCAGCUGAGAAACCAUAAAGAACCUCUCUGAAGCCCAGGGGAGAAGUUGUUGGUCCCUGGUCCUGAAGGGAUUAUGUGCCUGCCAAGCAGUGAGCAGUGAGCAGUGAAGCCAGCUCCCUCUGAACACCCCCACUGCCUGUUUCCUUCAGCAGAGGAGAAGGGCCCCCCUCUCUGACACUUGAUUUGGAUCUCAGGACGGAGAUGAACAUCUGCAACAAACCCUCCAACAAGACAGCCCCCGAGAAGAGUGUGUGGACAGCGCCCUCACAGGACCGUGGGCCUUCCCCAGAACUGCAGGGCCAGCGCUCUCGACGGAAUGGAUGGAGCUGGCCCCCCCACCCGCUCCAGAUCGUGGCCUGGCUGCUCUACCUCUUCUUCGCGGUGAUUGGCUUUGGGGUCCUCGUUCCCCUCCUGCCUCACCACUGGGUGCCUGCUGGCUAUGCUUGCAUGGGGGCCAUCUUUGCUGGCCACCUUGUGGUGCACCUGACUGCUGUCUCCAUCGAUCCAGCAGAUGCCAAUGUACGGGACAAGAGCUACUCUGGGCCCCUGCCCAUCUUCAACCGCAGCCAGCAUGCGCAUGUCAUUGAAGACCUGCACUGCAACCUGUGCGACGUGGACGUGAGUGCGCGAUCCAAACACUGCAGUGCCUGCAAUAAGUGUGUAUGUGGCUUCGAUCACCAUUGCAAGUGGCUCAACAACUGCGUGGGCGAGAGGAAUUAUCGGCUCUUUCUACACAGUGUGGCGUCUGCUUUAUUGGGUGUUCUGCUCCUGGUGCUGGUGGCCACUUAUGUCUUCGUGGAGUUCUUUGUCAACCCCAUGCGGCUUCGUACCAACCAACACUUCGAAGUCUUGAAGAACCACACGGAUGUGUGGUUUGUGUUCUUGCCUGCUGCCCCUGUGGAGACCCAGGCGCCUGCCAUCCUGGCCCUGGCCGCCCUGCUCAUCCUUCUGGGCCUGCUGUCUACAGCCCUGCUUGGACACCUGCUCUGUUUCCAUAUUUAUCUAAUGUGGCACAAGCUCACCACCUAUGAAUACAUCGUGCAGCACCGUCCAGCUCAGGAAGCAAAGGAGACCCAUAAGGAGCUGGAGUCAUGCCCCCGCAAGGAGAUGGAGUUCUACAUGAGGACCUUCAGCCAUGUGCGUCCAGAGCCCUCUGGCCAGGCUAGGCCAGCAGCAUUAAAUGCCAAUCCUUCCCAGUUUCUUGCCACCCAAGGCCAAGUGGAACCACCACUGCCCUCGUCCUCAGACACACUGGCUCUGCCUCCACGGAUCCAACCCCAGAAGAAGAGGAAGCGGCGUGUGUAUAGAUUGCCCAGGUCUGCGGUCUUGGACCGAGAGCUCCAGUUGCCCAGGCUACGGGAGACUGGGACUCCUAGCCGCCACUCCAGCUCUUCAUCGGAUUCCACCAGUGCCAGCCCAGUGCAUGCUGGUGGCUCUGUAGGCGCCUACUACUCGGCAUCAGCUGAGUCCAUGGAAGAGAUUCCAGUGGCCCAGACGCGCCUGGGCAGUGCCGCACUGGGCGCCCCAGGAGCCAGGGGCCGAGAGUCUGGGCUGGCUCUACAGGCACGUUCGCCUGCUGUUUUUGUGAGCCCGAGCAGUGGCGAGCCUGGAACACCUGGAGGCGGCGAAGACGGCCUGCCUUAGCCCACUAAGGCUAAGGACUAGAGGCAGGAGGGCCUUGUAGGAUCGGCUGACCAGACUCUAUGCAACACCCCACAUUCGCCGCAACGAGUGCACUUUAGGGACCUCAAGGCCGACAGGAUCGGCCUUCCUUACCCAAGACUCAGCAAUAUCCGCGCCACCAGCCCUGAUGCCCCAAUAAACUUUUUUUUUUUUUU
Molecule: messenger RNA, 2861 nt
Organism: Mus pahari (shrew mouse)
Lineage: Eukaryota; Metazoa; Chordata; Mammalia; Rodentia; Muridae
Gene: Zdhhc1
Product: zinc finger DHHC-type containing 1
Exons: 11
Coding region: 1225-2667 (480 amino acids)
Biological process (GO): peptidyl-L-cysteine S-palmitoylation; protein targeting to membrane
Cellular component (GO): Golgi apparatus; endoplasmic reticulum
Molecular function (GO): protein-cysteine S-palmitoyltransferase activity
Source: RefSeq, a predicted model, not a curated record